AUGUGGAAGUACGGAGGGGGGAAGGUGAAGAGGAGGUUAGCAGACCUGCUGACGUGUAUAUGGAAGGGAGGCGGAAUACCAGAGGACUGGAGAAAAAGCAUCAUAGCAACGAUUUAUAAGAAAGGAGAUACGGAGAAAAUGGAGAAUUAUAGAGGGAUAUCGUUGCUUUGCACAACAUACAAGAUCUACGCGGAGGUGUUGAGGAAAAGGUUGGAGGAUGAGGUCGAGCAUGGGACCCUAGUGCCCGAGAGCCAAGGUGGCUUUAGGAAGGGUAGGGGGACCAUGGAUAAUAUUUUUUGUGCUAAGUCAUCUGGUGCAGAGAGAGAGGAAAGCAGGAGUAAAAAAGAAAGAAGUGUAUGCCUUUUUUGCAGAUUUGAGCUGGCCUUUGACAAUGUGAAUAGGAAGGAGCUAUGGGAGAUACUGGAGAGGAAAAAUAUCAAUGGGACACUAAUACAGAGGAUGAAGGAAUUUAUGAAGAUACGAGAGCAGCAAUUAGGACGAAGGAUGGUCUAG
Messenger RNA from Pogonomyrmex barbatus (red harvester ant), 513 nucleotides. RefSeq lists its product as uncharacterized. NCBI's taxonomy places the organism in Eukaryota, Metazoa, Arthropoda, Insecta, Hymenoptera, Formicidae. The record is from RefSeq and is a predicted model, not a curated record.